CAGCUCCUUGUUUGCUGUAUGUACAGUUGCCAGGUAGCGAACGCAAACAUUGCCAAUGGCGUCGAGGGCGAAGCGGCGGACACGAAGUAUCCGGUUUGAAAUCGACGAUUUUACAUCUGAAUACCGGGGCUCCAUGUUACUGCUUCUGCUACUGAAGCAGGGGGAACAGAGAAAGAAGUCACUUCUCCACAGACUUGUCCUUCUGUCUAAAAUGCACCCCGACCUGGUUGACAAAAGAGAACUGGGAGGAUACUAUGAAACCUUGUUCCAGAAACUCCAGCGCUAUCAUCAAGGGGAUACAAUCACUGGACAUCUGAUGCUGUACCCUAACUAUGCUGUUCAUGUGGUAGAGUCUUCCAGUGAUGUGCUAUAUUCCGUGAUCCAGGAUUUAAGGGAUGUGCAGGAACAAGAAAGACCUUUGCAUUUGGAGUCCAAAAUCCUGGUGAUGUCUCACAAUGUUCCCAGCAGACUGUUCCAGCAGUGGGAGUAUAAUGUCCUGAGUAUCUCUGCAAAACGACUGGAUGAUAAUUUGCAAAGGGAACCAAUAGAAAAGAUCAUCAGUGAAAGCCUCACUUUGCUUCUUAAGCUAGGAAUGCAUAUGCAGGAAGCAUACAAGGAAUCCCCCAACAAUCAAACUGAUUCUGUGCUAGGUGAUGUCCCGGAACUGAUUAUUCCUCAGAAUCUGAUUGCUCGACUGGUAGAAUCUCAUGAACUUUUAACGCCUGCCCAAUUUCUGCACAAUUAUAGUGCUCCAUUAAACAUACUUAUGGACUCAGAAUUUGUAUGGCCAGCACCGGAACAUAUACUGCCUGCCAAAAGAAAAUAAUGGGCCUUGUGAAAUAUGGGCUGUUUCCUUCUUCAGAGAAAGAAUAAUAUUUAAGUUUUAUAGUGAUGGUCUCCUUGCAUUUUCUCAGAAUAGACAGUGCAUUCCAAGAAUUAUUAUAAAAAGCUUAAGAUAAUAUUGGGUGCAUACAUACUUGUAGAGAUUAUAUGAUUGCUACUAUUCGGAGGCAUUUAUGAACUAUAACAAUUGAUAUUAAUAAUUUAAAGAAACAGAAGAAUAUUUUAAAAGUGAAAAUAAAGUAAAAUUCUUCAAAACACAAAAUCACUAAUAAAUCAUUAAAGAUGUUAAAGUAAAAAAAAAAUUGCUUAUUUUCCUAUUCAGCAAGUAGAGAAUCCACAUUCAAAUGAAUGGGGUUUGCAGUCCCACACUAGGUCAGACCAGGUGCAGGUUCAGAGAAACCAAUUCCCCAGUGUAAUGCUGUGGAAUCCCAGCAAGGCUAAGCACUGCUGGACUCCAUAUGCAGGCAAGCAACAGAGUGGAGUGAGAGAUAUGGCCUGAAGCAGACUUGAAGUUGAAACAUAAAUCUCAUAGGUCAGCAUUCAUCACUUAGUUCACUGAGGACAUUUUGAUGGUUUUUAAAUAAAACUUUUAUAUUUAAAGUUUGUUGCCUCCCAAAGUCCCUGCUCUUAUAACUGUGCAGGAUGACUUACAAUGGACAAAAACUUUUGAUUGAUCAUCAGCUGACACCUUUGGGCAUGUGUUCCAGUCAUGUCACCUAUUUUGAGCUGCAUCCUGGAGCACAACCAGCUUCUGUACCAUCAGAUUGUAAUUCAUCCAUGGAACCUUGCCAUUUAUUGGAAGGCCAUUUUAUGGAUAAUUUAUAAGUUACCGUUGUCAGCAGCACUCUAAGCUCCCAGACAUCCUCUCUACACUGCAAAUAUGCAUCCAUUAAUGGACAAACAGCACAUACUAAGGCCGAGAUUACACAGCAUGAUAGAAAUAAAUGAAUGCUUACACUAUUCAUAUGGAUUUUUUUAUAUUAUUUGUUGUCUUAACUAAGCUAAUCUCUGUUAAAAAUAGCAAAGACCGGUGGGUGAGUUGUAUGAUCAUUCUGGAGAGGUGGAUUAGGCAGGCAUUCCUCCUCUGCAGUCAUAUCAUGAUAUUUGAU
This is a messenger RNA of Pristis pectinata (smalltooth sawfish), 1952 nucleotides long. Its product is annotated as testis-expressed protein 47-like. Gene Ontology annotation, molecular function: FAD binding; blue light photoreceptor activity. Bases 56 to 826 code for a protein of 256 amino acids. The transcript has 7 exons. The record is from RefSeq and is a predicted model, not a curated record. Lineage: Eukaryota; Metazoa; Chordata; Chondrichthyes; Rhinopristiformes; Pristidae.